UGGAUCUCACAUCUUCAGUAUCCCCUUGUCUUCAAGUUCGCCCUCAAGUUCCCGAGGACUUAUCCAGGGAGAAUCAAAAUUUAAGUAACGCAAUGAGAGUGGCUGCGUGGCUGAUCGUCUUCAUUGUGUGCAUCUUGCGCAUACGCAGUAUCAGGUCCCGCGACUAAUUCUAGAGUCCAGGCUGUGUCAGUGGCGUACAUGCAGCAAGUAUAUAAUAUUUUUAUGCGAGCGAGAGACAGCUGGAUUCUGCGUCUACCUCUUCUCUUCUGAUGCAUCAUACUCACUCCAAAUUCGUGCACUACACAGUCAUUAUCAUCAGCCAGAUUUUCAUCCUGGCAUUUGGAUACGGAUUCCUUGGUGCUGUUGCUUACUAUGAGUACCUUGCUCCAUCUGAUUCAGUCUGCGAGACAAUGAAGAACCAUCCUGGGGAGGUAACAAUGCUAGUCGCAUUGAUAGCAACUGUGCUAUCAGUCAUCACUGCUACCCUUUUCACGCUGUCCGUCAAAGAGGCACUAAGACAUCGAAUAUGCCAGCCCAUUUCCCUAAUUCAACUGAGUGCUGGUGUCGCUUUAGGCACAGGGCUCUCAUAUUCUCAGCCAUCGACACGUGGAAUUGACAGUCCUGACGUUGUUUAUAUUUGGGGUGCUGAAGCUCUUAACGGCCGGAUGAAUGGUUCCGAAAUUGACAUAACUGGAAGCGCAUUUGCCACCUUGCUUCAAGAAGAAUUCCUGGCAAGUGGUCUCAUUACCGAGUGGUCUGUGAAAUGGGAUAACGAAGUCCAGAACGAUGCUUUCGAAGUUCUCGAUAUCGGUGGGAUGCUCAGUGGAGUUGCUGCUGCAGGGUUUACCUUCGGUCUUCCUGGGACAUUCAAUUUUAAUGGUGCAAAAUAUAACAUAUCCACUCAGGGGGUCGUACCUACCAUUGAGGCAUUUUCCGGCUCGGAUGGAAUUCCAGAUGCUAAUGGUACUCGUCUCGGGUUUUCCGGUGGAAAUGUCACGGUCAACACAGGAGUCGUACCCGGAUUACACUCCGGCGUACCUAUUCCUCAAGGUUUCAGCACGAACUACUCCAUGUGGCAACAAGGGUUGACAGCGAAUGUCAGCUGCCAGGCCAUUGACUCGAGUCAAACGCAGUACCUUUGGAACACGAACAACUCUGAUGUCAUCUAUACCAACCCAGCUGCUUCGAGCAACAACUUCAUUGCUGGCCUUCGCUUGUGGAAUAUCAGUGUAAACUGUGGUACCAAUACCUCGACAGCGUACGAAUAUGUGACCAUGGUGGAUGCAAAUGGAAAUGGAAACUUAUCAGGGAAUGGCUUUCUUCCAUCUGUUGUGUGCCUAGGACCAACGUAUAUGAACCAAAAUUAUACAAGCUUCACCAUUUUUACGCAAGGGUUUUACAAGUAUGAUUUCCUUAAAGCAAGCGUGUGCGAAGUGGUUCCCCUGUUGACCAGAGUCCGCGCCGAUUACUCCAACGAACAAAUUUCUUCUGAGGUCAUCUCAUCCACUCCUUUCCAGUCAGAGAAUGCCGAGCUACUGUUAUUUAUCGCUGGAGUUGCCAGGUAUCAGUCGAUCAACUCGCAGGGACUUACGAGCAGCACCAUUGGGGAUACCCUGUACUCUACCUAUUCUUCGACUACUACUGAAUACGUCAAUAACAAUCUCAAUGACACGCAGGUUUACCUUGAGCUUGAGGAUUACUGGCGUGGUGUUGUUGAGUUUUCUGCCACAGUGAGGUUGCUGUUUCUUCGCUCCGGGUUCAUGGCUACAGGCAGCUUCCCCGAUAAUAUCAUCCCGAACAACCUCUCUUCCCCAAUCAACGGGACCAUGUUCAUAUCGACGAUAGGCUGGACUCGCUGGACUAAGAACUCGCCGACGUAUCUGCUCGCUACAGUGCCGCUCACCAUCAUCACCAUCCUCACUUUCUCCUGCGCGUUGUACAGUCUUCUGGAGACUUUGGAAGAGCAUCGAAACCACACUCACAAGGCCCACUUCAAUGUGUCAAAUACAAUUCAUCUCGUUAUGCUAUGCGCUGCCGGAAGUCUCAAACUGGCAGAUUUCGGCAAUCGCAAGGGGAUCAAGAAAAAUGAGGUUGUGAAGGUUCACCUGGAGGAUCUCCACUCCCCCCGGCUUUCAACUUGA
Messenger RNA from Suillus discolor, 2141 nucleotides. RefSeq lists its product as uncharacterized. The transcript has 9 exons. The record is from RefSeq and is a predicted model, not a curated record. The coding region runs from base 270 to 2141 and encodes 623 amino acids. NCBI's taxonomy places the organism in Eukaryota, Fungi, Basidiomycota, Agaricomycetes, Boletales, Suillaceae.